UUGCGGGGCCGUAUGGAAUGCCGGGGAUCAAACCUGGGCUGGCCAUGUGCAAGCAAACAUCUUACUGCUAUACUAUGGCUCUGGCCCCUGGCUGCUCACAUUUAUUAAAAAUAUUUUUCAGGGGCUGGAGCAAUAGUACAGCGGGUAGGGCGUUUGCCUUGCACAGCGGCUGACCGGGGUUCGAUUCCCAGCAUCCCAUAUGGUCCCCCAAGCACCACCAGGAGGAAUUCCUGAGUGCAUGAGCCAGGAGUAACCCCUGUGCAAUGCUGGGUGUGACCCAAAAAGAAAAAAAAAUAUAUUUUUUCCAGCUUCUCACCUGGAGCUUCUUAGGUGCCCAGGAAACCACCAAACUCCUGUUUCCAAAAUCGCCCUCAUCAUCUUCCCCCUUGGGGACCCACGAGUCAGGCUCUCUCGGGCAGGAGGAGCAGCCGAGGCCAGGAGCUCCUGGAAACUCCCCCGAUCUCCAUCAGUGCCCUCUGCAGCCGGACUCCCAGGCCUUCCACCAGACCCGCGCAGGCCAGGGGCUCGGGCGCAGAGGAGACGCCUAGCAAACCAUCCCGGCUCUCCGGGCCCGCGGCGCCCCGCGCGCACGGCCACCCCGCGGGCGCGCAGGGACCGGGGCCGGCUGAAGUCACACCGGGGAUGGGAAACCGGCUCCCCGCAAGGGGCGGAUCGCACCGGGUCCCCCCCACCCUCCACCUGCCCCCUGGCCGCCCGGCGCGGGGACCCUCGCGGGUGGGGGACGGGCCGGGAACCUGGGAAGGGAGCGCGGCGGCAAGAUGGGAGCGCUGAGGCCCGAGAGCCGUGGCGGGGCUGUGUAGGGGUGCAGAGGAGCAGGAGCUCGCUGGGAGUGCUUCUGUCGCUGGCGCAGCCCUUGUCCUGCCGCCCACCCCCCGGCGAACAGCAUGCACCAUCCCUGGAGCUCCCUGGUGACCUCUGGUCUCCUGCCCAGACCCCCCAGGAGGCCCUGAUGCCCUGGGGCACUUCUGCGGUGCACAGGACCACGAGGGCGUUUGCAAUGGUGACAUAAAGGGGCGCAGAGGCAGGAAGGAGCGCACCCAGCCUGCAGACUGUGCCCCUGGCUGAGGAAGGGCCGGGGCCCGGACCCUCCCAUCCCGCUGCCCUCUCAGGGCCUCCUCCGAGAAGUCUCCGUGAAUCCGCUGCUCCGUGGACGCCUCUGCACAGGCCCUCGGGGUGGCCAGGGCGGGCCGGGCUCUGGCGGCCGAGGCCUGGGGGCCAGGAUGCCCGCCCUGGCGUGUCUCCGCAGGCUGCGGCGGCACCUGUCCCCCCAGGCCGUGCUCUUCCUGCUCUUCGUCUUCUGCCUGUUCAGCGUCUUUGUCUCCGCCUACUACCUGUAUGGCUGGAAGCGGGGCCUGGAGCCCUCGGCGGACGCCUCGGAGCCGGACGGUGGGGACCCCCCGCCCGUGGCCCCCAGCCGCCUGCUUCCCCUCAAGCCCGCGCCGCCCGUCAUGCCUUCCCGCACGGACCCCUCGGUGCUGGUGUUCGUGGAGAGCCUCUACUCCCAGCUGGGCCAGGAGGUGGUGGCCAUCCUGGAGUCCAGCCGCUUCAAGUACCGCACCGAGAUCGCGCCGGGCAAGGGCGACAUGCCCACCCUCACCGACAAGGGCCGCGGCCGCUUUGCCCUCAUCAUCUACGAGAACAUCCUCAAGUACGUCAAUCUGGACGCCUGGAACCGCGAGCUGCUGGACAAGUACUGCGUGGCCUACGGCGUGGGCAUCAUCGGCUUCUUCAAGGCCAACGAGAACAGCCUCCUGAGCGCCCAGCUCAAGGGCUUCCCCUUGUUCCUGCACUCGAACCUGGGCCUGAAGGACUGUAGCAUCAACCCCAAGUCCCCGCUGCUCUACGUGACGCGGCCCAGCGAGGUGGACAAGGGCGUGCUGCCCGGCGAGGACUGGACGGUCUUCCAGUCCAACCAUUCCACCUACCAGCCGGUGCUGCUGGCCAAGACGCGCUCGUCCGAGUCCAUCCCGCACCUGGGCGCCGACGCGGGCCUGCACGCCGCGCUGCACGCCACGGUGGUCCAGGACCUGGGCCUGCACGACGGCAUCCAGCGCGUGCUCUUCGGCAACACUCUCAACUUCUGGCUGCACAAGCUGGUCUUCGUGGACGCCGUGGCCUUCCUCACCGGCAAGCGCCUCUCGCUGCCCCUGGACCGCUACGUCCUGGUGGACAUCGACGACAUCUUUGUGGGCAAGGAGGGCACGCGCAUGAAGAAGGAGGACGUGAAGGCCCUGUUCGAUACGCAAAACGAGCUGCGGACACACAUCCCGAACUUCACCUUCAACCUGGGCUACUCAGGGAAAUUCUUCCACACAGGUACGGAUGCCGAGGACGCGGGGGACGACCUGCUGCUGUCGUACGUGAAGGAGUUCUGGUGGUUCCCGCACAUGUGGAGCCACAUGCAGCCGCACCUCUUCCACAACCAGUCGGUGCUGGCCGAGCAGAUGGCCCUGAACAAGAAGUUCGCUGUCGAGCACGGCAUUCCCACCGACAUGGGCUACGCCGUGGCGCCCCACCACUCGGGCGUGUACCCCGUACACGUGCAGCUCUACGAGGCCUGGAAGCAGGUGUGGGGCAUCCGGGUGACCAGCACCGAGGAGUACCCCCACCUGAAGCCCGCCCGCUACCGCCGCGGCUUCAUCCACAACGGCAUCAUGGUCCUCCCGCGGCAGACCUGCGGCCUCUUCACGCAUACCAUCUUCUACAGCGAGUACCCGGGGGGCCCCGGCGAGCUGGACAAGAUCAUCAACGGCGGCGAGCUCUUCCUCACAGUGCUCCUCAACCCGAUCAGCAUCUUCAUGACGCACCUGUCCAACUACGGCAACGACCGCCUGGGCCUGUACACCUUCCGGCACCUGGUGCGUUUCCUGCACACCUGGACCAACCUGCGGCUGCAGACGCUGCCCCCCGUGCAGCUGGCCCAGAAGUACUUCCAGAUCUUCUCGGAGGAGAAGGACCCGCUCUGGCAGGACCCCUGCGAGGACAAGCGCCACAAAGACAUCUGGUCCAAGGAGAAGACGUGUGACCGCUUCCCAAAGCUCCUCAUCAUCGGCCCCCAGAAAACAGGCACCACGGCCCUGUACCUGUUCCUCGGCAUGCACCCGGACCUCAGCAGCAACUACCCCAGCUCCGAGACGUUCGAGGAGAUCCAGUUUUUCAACGGCCACAACUAUCACAAAGGCAUCGACUGGUACAUGGAGUUCUUCCCUAUCCCCUCCAACACCACCUCUGAUUUCUACUUCGAGAAAAGCGCCAACUACUUUGAUUCGGAAGUGGCGCCCCGGCGGGCAGCGGCCCUGCUGCCCAAGGCCAAAAUCCUGACCAUCCUCAUCAACCCCGCCGACCGGGCCUACUCCUGGUACCAGCAUCAGAGAGCCCACGAUGACCCAGUGGCCCUCAAGUACACUUUCCACGAGGUGAUCACGGCCGGGCCUGAUGCGUCGGCGAAGCUGCGUGCCCUCCAGAGCCGCUGCCUGGUGCCCGGCUGGUACGCCACCCACAUCGAGCGCUGGCUCAGCGCCUUCCAUGCCAACCAGAUUCUGGUCCUGGACGGCAAGUUGCUGCGGACAGAACCUGCCAAAGUGAUGGACACGGUGCAGAAGUUCCUCGGCGUGACCAACACCAUCGACUACCACAAGACCCUGGCGUUUGAUCCAAAGAAAGGAUUUUGGUGCCAACUGCUUGAAGGAGGAAAAACCAAGUGUCUGGGCAAAAGCAAGGGCCGGAAAUACCCAGAAAUGGACUUGGAUUCCCGCACCUUCCUGAAGGGCUAUUACCGGGACCACAAUGUGGAGCUGUCCAAGCUGCUGUACAAGAUGGGCCAGACCCUGCCCACCUGGCUGCGGGAGGACCUCCAGAACACCAGGUAGCCCCGGCCGGCACCGCCAGACGCGACGUUGGUGAUGGCGGGACGUCCCGCCGCGUGCCGAGCCAGACUGACCUGCGGGCGGGCGCCAGCGCGGCAGCAGCACCUAGCAAUACGACGGGCCGGCAGGGGCAGUGCCGCGCGCACCGGCGCCCUGCGUGGGCCUUGGGACCUCCGGCCACCAGAGGUCCCUGCUGUCCCCCGCCUGUCACGGGGGCCCCUUCCUGGUAAGAGGGAGUCGGACGGAUCCUCUCCCUGUCCUCACUGUGUUCUCCCCGUCGUACCUGCCUCUGGCCCUCAGUAUUAGCUGCCGCCCUGCCCCUGUCCUCCGGCGGCGGGGAGAGGAGCCCAGGGCCUUUGCCAAACCAGGGACAGAGACUCGACCUCUCCCGACUUGUUUCGAGCCAGGCCCUGCCGCGGGGCCCAGCUGAGUGCCAGGACGCGACUCUGCAGAGUCCUGCUCAGACUCCCACAUCUCAUCGUCCCUCAGGGGAGAGACGUCUCUGGUCCCCGCAGGGCCCGCGCCAGGCCUUCCCCAGGACGGGGCCUCGGCUCGCCACCACCCAGCCCUGCUCCCUCCUGCGCUCUGGGAUAGGACGAUGACGAUGAGAGUGGUGUUUCCUGUGGUUACAGACUGGCCGUCACACACCUGCCAUGUACAUACGUGUCCCGCUGCCUCCCAGUGUGGCCCCGAGAGGCACUGGGCAUCGUGGGUGAGACCCAGAUGCCGCCUUGCCCCAGCGACCACCGGCCAAGGAGUUCCGGACACCCCCUAACCUCCCCAAUACUAAGAAGCUAAAGUAUUUUAAUAAUUUGUUUUUUUUUUUUUCUUGGUGCCAGAGUUUAUACCUGGGUGCUGGGGUCACACUGUGUUUAAAGUAUAUAUAUAUAUACACAUAUGUAUGUAUAUAUAUAUAUAUACACACACACACACACAUACAUGUCUGUACCUAUAUAUGUGUGUAUAUGUAUGCAUAUGUAAUGUGUACAUAUAUAUUCUAUUUUUUCGUUGGUUUGUUUUCGAUUCUCUUGUACAAAGCGGGGCAGGGGGAAUGUCGCCCGGCGCUGGGGGCGGGGGCGGGGGGUGCCUCUGUGUGGCCGGCUCGGGGAGGCCUUUGCUGCUUGUCUUAAUGCUGUGUCUUCCCGAUGGACAGACGUGGCCCUCCAACUCUCCAGGAACUCUGGCCUCGUGGAGCCCAGGGGUGCUGGGGGCCCGGGGGCCCACCGAGGCAGCCAGGCCCGGGUAGGACGCAUGGGACUGGCCCGCGCCUCCUCCCCUCACAUGGUGCUAGGCUGGGAGCGGCAGGCUCGCGGCCCCUGUGGCCCUCUGGGCCCUCUGCGGACAGCAGGCCUCUGGCCUGGCUUCUGGGUUUGGUCUGCUCCUUCCCUUCUCCUUUGAACAAUGUGAAGUGACUGAGGCCGGGGUGCCUCCCCCGCUCUCCCCUCCCUCCCCUGCCCGGCCCCCCUCCCCACCCCCUUUCCACUGCCAGUUCAGUGCUGAACUGUCGCCGGGGAACCCUUUCUGCAGAGCCUUGUCUCGUUCCAAAGCGCUAGCGACGGGGGGCUGGCCGCGUCCUCUGACAGGGGGGGUGGCCCCCGAGCCGGCAGCACAGAGCUGGUGGGAGCAGGCCGAGAACGCAGCUGUGCUGUGCGCCCACGCCCGGAACUCUUCUUCCAGUGCCACACUGCCUCUGAGCCUGUCCCGGGGCACUGACCUGGGCCAGGCUCCCGUCCCUCCCUCGUCACACCCUUGGUCGUUCCAGGAUAUGGGGACAAACCACUCCUUCCCAGCCAGGGUGCCUUUGAGCCUUCUCAGCUGCAAAUCUGUCCUCCCAGCCCUGUCUCGCUCCCCCGCCUGCUUCCUGGCCUGCAGGGGCCUGGGGUCUGUCUGCCAGGUGCCGGGCCGGGCCCUGCUCCCUCCUGCUGCUCGGGGAAAGAGGAGUCGGGUCUGUGGGGACCUGUGUUCUUCGCUGCUGCCCAAGGACUCCUCACUGUGAGCUCGGCUCCGUGACCGGCCGUGAGGGUUUGGGGCCCCCCAUCUGGGAUCUGCCCUAGGGGUCUGAAAGCUUCCUGCCUCUGGCUCAUGGAGAGAGGGAACAGACGUGAGACUCGAGGGACAGAGACAUUUGGCACCUGUGUCCCCAGCCCGGCGGGGGGGGGGUGCUCAGGACCGUGGUCUGCGUCUGGCCAUGGCUACUUCUUCCCUUCCCAUGGAGGAAUUUUCCUGAGCCUCUGCUGCCUGGUUCUGGGAGCGGGUGGGGGGUGGACCUCACCCCCUUUGGGGCUCUCAGCGGCUGUGCAGACUCAGGUCCUUCCUCCUGGAGGCCACUGGGUGCAGCGUCUUGAGUGGGCGCCGACCCACUUAAGCAUUUCACACACACACCUGCACACAGCCCUGGAUACGUGUAUGUGUAUAUGUCAUGAAACCGCCCUCUGGAGUAUGGAAAGCUUGCAUUCCUGAGUCACGUGGGCGCCUGCAUUCUGGCCCUGUGUCACCCGAGGCACCCGCAGCCCCCUAAGAAGCCCCUGCUGCUCUGUGCUGUCAGAGCCCCACGCUCCAACCCGGCGUCCGGCCAGGGCCCGGCUGAGGUGUGCACCCGGCCCUCGUACCAGUGUCUGUGUAAUCUGUUUGGAUGCUCCUCCGCGUAACUGGCUUAAAAAGAAGCAGGCAUUCCCGUUCCCGUGGUGCCAGCGGCGGGCGGCAGUGUGUCCGCGACCUUCCCAGGUGUGCUGGGACGGGCUCGCCCCGCUUGGCGUCUGUCUCGGUGGCGUGGUCGCACCUUGAAGGCUCGCCAGCUGCUUCCUGGGGGAGCGCCCCCCUCCCUGCUGCCCGCCGUGAUGGUGAUUCUGGCUGGACAGUCCAGCUCCGCCCGAGAAGCCCUCUCCUGUCUCCCAGACCAAGUGCCAAAGCAGCAGAGGAGCAGGAGGCGGGCGAGGGUGGGGGCUGGGGGUCCUCUGGGAGCUCAGUGAGGCGAGAGGGGCCAGCGGGUGGGGGGAGUGGGAGGAGUCGGCGCAUGACAGCAGGGUAAGCUGAGCCACAUCUCAGAUCCGGGUGGUGGGUGCUGGCCCUCGAAGCAUCUCUGUCUCUCUGUCUCUGUCUCUCUCUCUCUCUGACUGUUUCUGUCUGUCUUCAUGCUCUCUGGAUCUCACUUCCUGGAGACUGGUGUUCUGUGUGCCUGGAGCCCGGCCCAGCCCCCCCGGGUGCCCAGGAGAGGGCUCCCCGCGCUGGUGUUGGAGGAGCUCGGGGUGCCGGGGCAGCUUUGUCCUGCCUGGGGAUGCUUGGUAGCUGCUGGACAGUUGGCUCCCUCUGCGGAGCCCCUGGGGUUCCACCCGCAGAGGACGGAGGUGGGGCCAGCGGGAGGAAGUUGUGGUGUGGUGGCCACUGGGCUUCCGGAGAUCUUCCCAGCUCCCCCAGGAGAGGGGGACGGGCCGGCGCCGGGCCCCACGCCUGCCUGCCCUCCUCAGAGGGCCCUGGAGGAGAGGGGAGGGUGGGCUGGGGUCUGGGGCCGUGCUGGCUUCCGGGGUCAGCUAGAGGGCUCCUCUUGUAAUUUGUGCAUGAAAUUCAUGUCAUUUCCGAGGGAGGGGAGAGAGCUGACCAGAGAAGGUGGGCACGUGGGCGGGGGCGGGCCGGGGGUGCAGGGGCGCCCCCCUCGCCGGCUUAGGGCCUUCCCACCAGCUGUUCAGGGUUGUGCUUCCUCCAUUAAUGUACAAUCUUGAGCUAACUACUAAUAAAGUGGGGUUCUGUUUGUA
Sorex araneus (European shrew) is the source of this 7636-nucleotide messenger RNA. It is a transcript of the gene NDST1, whose product is annotated as N-deacetylase and N-sulfotransferase 1. The transcript has 16 exons. Gene Ontology annotation, molecular function: deacetylase activity; heparan sulfate N-sulfotransferase activity. The coding region runs from base 1242 to 3890 and encodes 882 amino acids. Lineage: Eukaryota; Metazoa; Chordata; Mammalia; Eulipotyphla; Soricidae. The record is from RefSeq and is a predicted model, not a curated record. Gene Ontology annotation, cellular component: Golgi apparatus.